AUGAGGUUCCAGCUCAUAGUCGCCCACGCGGCCCUGGCUGCAGCCGUCCUGUUUAUAACAAGGAACCCAGCCAGCGUACUCCACAAACGCGAUGCAGUGACACCAGCGAUCUUUGCAUGUCCCGCUACCAGCUGGCCGCCAAACACCAUCGGCGCAGCCAACCUUCCCCAGGAGCCCUCGGAAGACCUAGCCUCGAUGCUUGUGCAAGUCGAUCCCGCCAAGAUCGAAGCCACGAUCCUCAAGCUGGUUACUUUUCAGACUCGCCACACGUUGUCAACGCAGAACUCGACCACACGAGGGAUAGGGGCUGCGCGCAACUGGAUCCACGCCGAGUUCCAGAAGUACGCCGACGCCAGCGACGGCCGGCUGACGGUAGAAACGGUGGGCUACGUGCAGCAGCCAGAUGGCAGCCGCAUCACGUUCCCCACGCUCAUCAGCGACGUCGUGGCGACGCUCCGGGGCACCGACGAGAACCGGCUGUACGUUGUUUCGGGACACUACGAUUCAAGGAACACGGACAUAAUGGACUACGAGGGUGACGCACCGGGAGCCGACGACGACGCUUCGGGGGUUGCCAUCUCGCUGGAGCUGGCGAGGAUCAUGUCGCAGCCCGACUACCCGCUUCCGAAGGCGAGCAUCGCGUUCGUGACCGUGGCGGGCGAGGAGCAGGGGCUCUACGGUGCCGAGUUCCUGGCGCAGACGUAUGCGAACGCUACUCCACGCGUCAAUGUAGAAGGGAUGUUCACCAACGACAUCGUAGGCUCGCCAAAGGCAGACGACGGCACCGUCGACCCCUACGUGAUCCGCCUCUUCGGCCAAGGCCUGCCGCCGAUCACAGUCGAGAACAGCGCCACGCGGGAGACCCGCCUCACCAUCGGAGGCGAGAACGACACGCCGGCGCGCAACCUAGCGCGCUUCGUCAAGGAGGUCGGCGAGAACGCGGCGACGCAGAUGAACGUCUCGGUCAUCUACCGCCUGGAUCGCUACCUCCGCGGCGGCGACCACCGGCCGUUCCUCGAGGCCGGGUACCCGGCGGCGAGGUUCACGGAGCCGAACGAGGACUUUGCCCACCAGCACCAGGACGUCAGGGUCGAAGACGGGAUGCAGUACGGCGACCUUCCGGAGUUCUGUGACUACGAGUUCAUUGCGCGCGUGGGCAGGGUCAACGGCGCUGCGCUGUGGAGUCUCGCGAACUCGCCGGGCAUGCCGACGAAUGUGCAGGUCAACACGACGGCGUUGAGUAACAAGAGCACGUUCUACUGGGAUCCGCCCCUUGCUGGGGAGGAAGGCGUGGAGGCUUACGAGGUGGUCUGGAGGACUACGGCCGCGCCAUUUUGGACAGAUGUCAUUGAUGUUGGCUUGGUCAAUGAAGCGACCGUUGAUUUGAGCAAGGACAAUGUGGUUUUCGGGAUUCGGGCAAGAAGUGCGGAUCGGAUGAGGGGAGUUGCUGUUUUGCCUUUCCCGUAG
Anthostomella pinea is the source of this 1467-nucleotide messenger RNA. The record is from the annotation of a GenBank genome assembly. NCBI's taxonomy places the organism in Eukaryota, Fungi, Ascomycota, Sordariomycetes, Xylariales, Xylariaceae.